AUAGUUUUUGCCUUACGACAGAAAUUUAGGAAAGUUCUCCGUUGAUGCUUAAUGUUAUGAUGUUUAUCUCCAGUUGAGGGAAACAUUUUUAAUCAGUGAGAGUUUGAAAUCUAUGGUGCUGUUUUAAAUCCCUGAUUAUUAGAAAGAUGUCAGAAACAUACGAUUUCCUUUUUAAAUUUCUUGUUAUUGGAAGUGCUGGAACUGGAAAGUCUUGCCUUUUGCAUCAGUUUAUUGAAAGCAAAUUUAAAGCUGACUCAAAUCAUACAAUUGGUGUGGAAUUUGGAUCUAAAGUUGUAAACAUAGGAGGAAAAUCUGUGAAACUACAAAUAUGGGACACUGCUGGUCAGGAGAGAUUCAGGUCAGUCACACGCAGCUAUUACAGAGGAGCUGCUGGUGCCUUACUUGUAUAUGACAUUACAAGUCGUGAAUCAUAUAAUUCCCUCUCCAACUGGCUAGUGGAUGCUCGUACACUUGCAAGCCCAAACAUUGCUGUAUUGCUGGUUGGCAACAAAAAAGAUUUAGAAGAAGAUAGAGAAGUCACUUUUCUGGAAGCAAGUAGAUUUGCCCAAGAAAAUGAGUUGAUGUUUCUUGAAACAAGUGCUCUCACUGGUGAAAAUGUGGAAGAAGCAUUUUUAAAAUGCUCCAAGACUAUAUUGGCAAAGAUAGAAGCUGGUGAGCUUGACCCUGAAAGAAUUGGGUCUGGUAUUCAGUAUGGCGAUGCAUCACUUAGGCGACUUACCCGUCACCAACAGCGACAGCAGAGAUCUCUGGAUUGUGCUUGUUGAGGUGACAAAUAACUUUUUGAAGCUGUUAUGAACAGAUGUAUGUAAGUUUUCCUAGGACAUAUAUUUCCAUGUUUGUAUAUAAUUGACCUAACAUUGUGCAGUGUAGUCAGUGCAAAGAAAAUAAAUAAUAAAGCCUUUGUGCAAAGCUGCAUUUAUUACUUUGGAAUCAUGUAAAUUGUUAGGAGUUAAAACUUAGACUGAAAUAUUAGAAAUGGUUUGACUAUUUUUUCAAUUUGAUAUUGCAUACCUUAUAUAUUUUUGAGUUGUUUUAAGUGAUUCAUCAUAUUUGGUAACUAAUUAUUAGAAUUUUAUAUUAAUGAAUAAUCUAGAUUUUCUGUAUUUGAGCAUCAAUGAAGAAAAAAUUAAUGAAAAUCAUAUAAUUGUGCUCCAACAUAAUUUAGAAAAAUCAUAAAUGCAUUUUUCAUUAAAAAUUUGAAAUCUAUUAUUUUAUAUAUUAUAUUUACUUUAGUAAUUUAUAAUCAAUUUCUUGGUGGUUGUGCUUUGUUUUUUCUUUUUUGUUUUGUCUUUCAGUAUUAUUGUUUAAUAAAUUCUCCAUAAUUGGUAUUUUACUUUUUUAUAUACAUUCCUGCUUUUCCAUUUAAUAAGGUAUUCUGAUAGCAAUUUCAUAAUUUUGAAAUUUAUGUUGUUAAAGCAUUUCUGGCUUUUAAAAUAGUUUAUUGUGUUUGGUAGAAAAAUAUGUAUAAAUGUUCGACAUCAUAGUUUUGUUGAAUUUGUUAUAUAUAUACAUUUCUCUUCUCCUGUCUCCCUCUCCAAAAAAAGUGGUUGUACAUUUACAGAUUUUAUUUUUUACUUAAAGCCAGUGGUGUCAGCUUGCUAUUGUUUCUGUUUUGAUGUAUUUAACAUUAAAACUUGAUUUUGAACAUCAAAAGACAAUAUUAGAUGCAUAUUGAGUUGAAUUACAGGAAAAUAAAAUGAAGGAUUGAAAAAUAUUUUUAAAAAAAUGUGUAUGAUGAAUACAUUGAAAAAAAGAUGUGCUUUAGUUUGCAGAAAUAAAUAGGAUUUAAUUAAAAAAAAUGUGUUUAUUUUAUGCAAUUAUAUUUCAUAGUAAAGAAGAUUGUAAAGAAUUUUGUUAUAUUUAUUGCAUAUGUCAUAACAUUUUUAUAGUGCAUGCAUUUAAAUAAUAAUGAAAAAAAAAAAAAAACUGUUACUUUUCUUGCAUUUAAAAACAUCUUAAAUUUUUUAGAGUAAUAUUUUAAAUGCAUUUUUAUUAUAAUCAGUCAAUGCAUGCUUUUUGCAUAUAUUUAUAAGAUGCAAAGACUUAAAUUUCUUAGUAGAUGUUAUUUAUCUAUUGUUCAUUAAUUGGUAAAUAAUUGUAUUAAUUUGGCUGAAAAGUUUGAUGAACAGGGUGCUACUUCAAAUAUUGCCCAUAUUAUUACAUUAUUGCCGUGAGUUUCAAAAUUCACCCUUGAAUAGUUUCAAAAGAGGACAUUAAUGAAUUCAAACAACUUUUAAAAUUGCCCUUCGUAGAAUAUAAUAUUUAAUCAGCAAAAAAGUGUCACUAACUAAAAUUAAAUAAAAUUUUUAUUUAUGUUCAGACUGAUAAAAAUUUCAUUAUUAUUAUUAUUAUUUUAAUCAUGUAAAAUCUAAAUUAUUUUAUAAUUCUCAACAUUCUUUUUUUUCAUGUCAUAUUUACCGCAUACAGUAUUUUUAUGUAGAACUGAUGACUUUGUUUUAAAUUUGAAAAAUUGCAAAGUAUUCAGUAAAAAUGAAAUUUAUUGGUCCUCUUAUUUUAGAUGAAAAUUAUAGGCUUUGAAAAGUUUCCAUAUUGCAUUUAUUAACAGUUAAAUCUCAGUAAAAAAAUGUUAUAUUUAUAAUAUCUUUGUAUAUAUUGAACAUAUUAUUUUAAGGCAUAUGUGUUGAUUGAAAGUUUGCAGUAGAAAUGUUUUGUUGCUUUUUUUUGUAUUUUCUAAUUAUAAGUUUUAUUAUUAUGUAAAGAAUGCAUUUAAUUAAUAAAGAUGCAAAGGAUUAAAAGCAUGGUCAAUUUGGAUUCUUCUCUUAUUUUUCUGAUGUGAAAUUCAACAUAUGGGAAAAUAAUAUAUUCUAAUUUUAAAAAAUUCUAAAAAUUACUUAAAUUUAUUGCAUUUUUUUUGUAUUUCCUAAUUGGAAGUUUUUCUUAUUAUAUAAAGAAUGCAUUUAAUUGAUAGAGAUUCAAAGGAUUAAAAGCAUGACCAAAUGGAUUCUUCUCUUAUUUUUUUUAUAUGAAAUUCAGUCUAUGGAAAAAUAAUAUAUCCUAAUUAAAAAAAAAUCUAAUAAUAACUUAAAAAGGUUAUAAAUACACUGAUAUUGUCAAAAUCAAUAUGCAGUGAUACAGGAAAAAAAAAAUGUAUUUUAGAAGAUUUACUCAAAUAUUAAAAACUGCACUGAAUUUUUAUUUAUUUAUUUAUUAUUUUUAUUCAAAAGGAAAUAGUUGCCACAUUCAGGUGUUUUGAUUUUAAACUUGCAUUUCAUUUCUUUUUAUCAGAUUUUAUGAAUAUAUGUUUGAAUUUUAAUGGUUAAUAUAUAUGGUUUUGGUUCAUUGUUAAUUUAUUAAAAUUAAAUUAAUUCUAUGUAUAGUAUUGGUUUCAAAUUGACUUGCAAUGAAUGCUUCAAUUUCACAUUUCACUUAUGAAUUGUAAUUAAAGUUCAACUUUUAAAUUUUAGGUAUUGAAGUUGAGAGCUAAAAUUUCUUUUUGUCCAGCUAUAAAAUUAGAUUUUUCAUUAAAACAUUAAAAUUCACUUUUUACUCUUUUUGAAAUUUCAUUUUGCUGAAUAUUUUUAGUUUGGAUUAGUUGCAAGUUAUUUGUUUGAACAUGAUAUCUUUUUCAUUUAUGCUGUAGUAUAAUUUUUGUACUGAGAGUAAUAUUUCACUUGCUGAGAUUUUUUUUUAUAUAUAUAAUUUUAUGUGGAUCUUGAUGUUAACAGAAAUAUCUGAAAUUUACGUAAAAUUUGUGUAAUCAAUGCUUUAUUUAAUCCCGUAUUAAAAUUAGACUAUAUUGAAUAAAUUUAUCAAAAAUCUUUCUUAGUUUUUUUAUGUUGAAUUAAAUAAGUUAUAAUUAAUUAUCUGCACUGUAUCCUUUGAUAUAUGUUAAAAUGGCAUUGGGUAAUUUUUGGAAUGUCAUUAGCCAAGAUUGUUAAGGUAACUAACUAAUGAAUAAGAACUAGAAUUUAUUUUGAAUUUAAGCUUUAAUAUUUAUCUAUUUUUUUUGUUUGGAAUGUGAUUUCAAAGUUUCAGUUAUAAUAACCUUGUCAAAGCAUACAUACAUCUGUUAACUAUGAGUAGAAAAUCUUAUGAUAAGGAUUUGUUUGAUGUAAGAUAUAUUCUGUCACAUGCAAAAAGUUAUCAAUUUCUUAUAUAAUAUUAGCUUUUUUUUUUGUAUAAAUUGAAAAUGAAAGCACAUUGCUGCGUUUGCCAGCUUUUAUGAUUUAUCACAAAAUUAAAAUCAGGAAAUAUUAUAGCUUUAUUUGCUGUAUACUAUGUAAAAAUAUGUGGAAGAUUGUAUUGUAACUAUCUCAGAUUUGUUUGUGUUUGUAAAAUAUUAGAGAUGUAAUUAUGGAUAUAAAUAUAUAUAUACAUAUAUACAUGCAUAUAUAUAUAACACAGUUGUUAUAUUAACAUAUGACUAUAGGUUGUAGAAUUCUAAAGCUAAUUCUUAUAUGGCAAACAUUAUCUGCCAACAUCAGCUGCUGUAUUACUGGCUUAUAAAAAUUUGUGGUUUGUGUCAUUUGGUAUUUAUUAUUAUUAUGUGAAGUACACUGCUGUUUAACUGUCACCUUGUAUUGAAGAUCUGUAUAUAUGUAUUUUUAAAUAAAUUAUUACAUUUCUAAACUAA
Molecule: messenger RNA, 4615 nt
Organism: Argiope bruennichi
Lineage: Eukaryota; Metazoa; Arthropoda; Arachnida; Araneae; Araneidae
Gene: Rab4
Product: ras-related protein Rab-4B-like
Exons: 7
Coding region: 147-785 (212 amino acids)
Biological process (GO): regulation of endocytosis; Rab protein signal transduction
Cellular component (GO): endosome
Molecular function (GO): GTPase activity; GTP binding
Source: RefSeq, a predicted model, not a curated record